CCUUGGUACAUAUUGUUCUUGGCACGCGCGAUAUCGCAGUUUUAUUUGAUUUUAUACAAAAUCCACUAGAACCUGUGUAAUAUAGUGGAGGCUCCAAUGAUGAGUACCUGCAGUCUUUGUAAUCUUUAAAUUUGAAGAUACGAAGUACUAAAUACCUAAAAAGAACAGGCUGUGUACUUGGGGAAAGCAAAUACUUCUACAUAUUUAAUAAUUAAGCAAAUUCAGGACUAGAUAAAAAUGAAAUACUGCAGCCUACUUUUGAUAUUUAUCAUAACCUGCGGUCUUCUAGAAUGCAUGGUUGCAGAGCUAAUAACUAUGUCCUUGAUGGGUGCAGCUUUUAUAACAGGUGGCUGGUACAAGUGGCAAACGAUAAAAGAGAACUCAUAUUGUCGGUUCAUGGAAUGCUGCAAUGCAAAUUAUGUCCCUUAUGACAUUGAGAAAUUAAAGACAUCACUCGCCAAGUAUAUGUUUGGACAACCCUUAGUGAAUGAGCUAGGCAGUAUCAUAAGUGCACACAAAGAAGCAGUGCUAAAUAACAGCAACCGGAAAGCACUAGUGAUCAGUCUGCACGGUUGGUCUGGGGUUGGCAAGAACUAUGCAUCCAAUAUGAUCGCUGAGGCCCUCUACAAGAAGGGAACUAAAAGCCAGUAUGUCAAGUUGUUCAUGGGAGACAAAGACUUCAACUGUGAGGAUUUGGACAAGAAGAAGAAGGAAGUAAUGUCCGAAGUAUUCAGGGUUGUGAAGAGCUGUCCAACAUCUCUAAUAAUAUUUGAUGAAAUACAUGACAUGUGUCCGAGCAUUCUGGACACUGUGAAGCCAUUCCUGGAUCACCACCAGUCCGUGGAUGGGGUAGAUUUUAGGAACAGCAUAUUCAUCUUCAUCUCCAAUAUAGGAGGAGGUCAGAUAGCCUCAACUCUGCUGGACUUGUAUGGACAAGGAGUGAAAAGGAACGAUGUGGAAUUCCACAUGUUCGAACCUAUUAUUCGCAAAACGGCAUAUUUUACAGGUGGCUUCAAGCAGUCGUCGACAAUCGCGAACCACCUGAUAGACCACUACAUCCCGUUCCUGCCCCUGGAGCAGCAGCACGUGGAACAGUGCGCGCUGGCCGAGCUGCGCGCGCACGGCGUCGCCGAGCCCACCGAGCACAUGAUGGCAGAUGCGAUGUCUGUGAUAACGUACGGCCCGAGCGAGGCGCAGCCAAUUUUCGCUAAUAACGGCUGCAAAAGAUUCACGAAGCACAUUCCCUACGUAGUACAGAAGCACAAACCGAAAAAGGAGAACAGUGAACUAUAAAUAGGUCUAUUGUUAUAAGUUUCAAUUGUGAUAAUUUAACAAAUCGUGUUUACUUUUUAAAAGCGAGGUUCACACUGACCUAGCAUUUGGGCAUGAAGCAUUUUACCUACCCGCGGUCGAACAAACACGGCACGCGAACUGCUUGAAAUGGAGCUUCUGACAGCUGCCUGUCCUUUGACCGCCAAACAUGCCAUUAUUAAUCUUUGUGCAUUUCAUUAAGAUUUACAAAGACAUGUUAUAACUUAUAAUAAAAUAGUCGUGAAGGUUAAGGUUCAAGGAACCUUGUUGGUAUUCAGUCAUUUUUGCACUGAGUCAGUCUAGAGUCUAGACAGAUAAGCAUUGGCGGCUACUCGACAAGUCUGGACCCGGCUAAAUGGAGUCACGUUGAGCGAGUAUAUAAUACAAGAAAUUCCUAUACAAGUUACAUUUUGUGACCAAUGAAACCAAUGAUUUUGUGAGUUUGAAACAAUGGCAGUAGGAAGUUCUCAAAAAGUUCAUCACGGUUUUUCUCUAUAUUUUGAGUUAGAUUACGUUUAUGUCAUAAGAUCUAAUCUAUGGAUACAAAACACGACUUACGUAUGAGUAUUAAAUACUCUUAUUUUAAAUAGAACUAUGUUCUGCUUCGUACCUUAAUUAUAAAAUGUUUAGCAACUAAUAUAAGUGACCUAAUUUAUUAUAAAAAUGAAGAGAUCUAUAAGUAUUUUUUCAUACUUAACGGGUGUCCUAACUUGUUAAAAAUAUACUUGUAAUGUGUGGCCUUAAAGUAAAAAAUAGCGCAGGCGUCACAAAAGUAAACUAAACAAUGUUUAAACCUAUAAUCAAACACUUAUUAACUUUUACAAUUUGGAAUAAGUACUACGAACAAAAUGUACAGUCGAGCUGUUCUGUAAGUAUUUUAUACAACCAAGCUAGGAAUCUCUCUGGAAAGUUACCUCCUUAUUUGUGCCAAGUUAAUUUUGUGUCAUUUGGGUGCUUAUGGAUCUCAGGCUCAGCUAUUGCACUGGGUAUGACGUCAUUCUUAAUUUAUUUAAUUUUUAUCCGGUUGCCCAGUGAUACCUAUUAAUCGAAAUAAAUUAAGUUUUUUUUUAUACUGUAUGUUUGUUUUUCGUCCAUCAACGUUAAAAAAAUAAAUGUUACUAGUA
This is a messenger RNA of Cydia fagiglandana, 2435 nucleotides long. It is a transcript of the gene Torsin, whose product is annotated as torsin-1B. Gene Ontology annotation, biological process: cellular response to misfolded protein. Bases 238 to 1293 code for a protein of 351 amino acids. NCBI's taxonomy places the organism in Eukaryota, Metazoa, Arthropoda, Insecta, Lepidoptera, Tortricidae. Gene Ontology annotation, molecular function: ATP binding; ATP hydrolysis activity. The record is from RefSeq and is a predicted model, not a curated record. The transcript has 7 exons.